UGGUGAAUGGACUUUGAUGUUGAUUUAUAUUCAGGGACAAAAAAGGGUUACCUCCACAAGAGAUAAAAUGCGGCAACGCAGAUGCCUAUGAAUCUAUGAAGACUCCAUCGGAAACAAUGGCAUCAAUCAUCGCACUUAUACUGUUGAUACUACUCUCGAUUGAUCGGAAAACCAUCGCUGAUAACUAUAACCAACCGGAACCGAUUGGUUAUGGAUACUCCCUCAAAUCUGUCGCCAUCGGUCCGUCGGGAAAAUCAUUGACCGCUGAUCUGCAACUCAACAACAAGUCUUCGUUGUUUGGACCUGAUAUCGAUGAGCUUCACCUCUUCGCAAGCUUCGAAACAGUUGAUCGUUUGAGGAUUCGAAUCACAGACGCAAAACGCCAAAGAUGGGAAAUUCCAACCCACAUUCUUCCUCGCCCAUCGCGAACUUCUUCCGUGCCCCCAAAAUCCCACCAACAGAUUCCGGCUAACUUCUUUCUCUCAGAUCCCACCUCCGAUCUCAUCCUAACCAUCUACAACACCACCACCGCCACAACCACCCAAUUCGGAUUCACCGUCGCUCGUCGCUCUACUGGCGAUAUACUCUUUGAUACCUCUGCCACUGUUCUCAUCUACAAGGAUCAAUACCUGGAACUAACAUCUUCACUUCCGGCUGACCGGUCCUCCAUUUACGGCCUUGGGGAGCAUACCAAACGUUCCUUUAAAUUAACACAUAAUCAGACGCUAACCCUUUGGAAUGCCGAUAUURGAAGCGMGAWMCCUGAUCUCAAUCUAUAUGGAUCACAUCCGUUUUAUAUGGAUGUCCGAUCGCCGGAUUCUGAUGGUAGAGUGUUGGCGGGUACCACUCAUGGUGUCUUGUUGCUCAAUAGCAACGGGAUGGAUAUUGUGUAUAAUGGUGAUCGUAUCACGUAUAAGGUAAUUGGGGGUAUUAUCGAUUUCUAUAUCUUUGCUGGGCCGUCGCCGGAAUUAGUCAUGGAUCAAUACACUGAGUUCAUCGGCCGGCCGACUCCCAUACCCUAUUGGUCCUUCGGGUUCCAUCAGUGUCGAUGGGGUUAUAAAGAUGUUGAUGCUCUUGAGGGUGUUGUUGCUGGCUAUGCAAAAGCCAAGAUCCCCCUGGAAGUUAUGUGGACAGAUAUAGACUAUAUGGAUGCUUAUAAAGAUUACAUAUUAGACCCCAUCAAUUUCCCCUUGGAUAAAAUGUCAGCAUUUGUUCAAAAUCUUCACCAAAAUAAUCAGAAAUAUGUACUCAUAUUAGAUCCAGGCAUCAGUGUUAAUACGACCUACAAAACUUACAUAAGAGGACUGCAAGCAGAUAUUUAUAUAAAGCGCGAUGGUAUACCUUAUGUAGGUGAGGUUUGGCCUGGUAUUGUUAAUUUCCCGGACUUUUUGAAUCCAAAAGGCGCAACCUUUUGGGGAGAUGAGAUCAAAAGGUUCCGUGAUCUUCUACCCUUUGAUGGCAUCUGGCUUGAUAUGAACGAAGAAUCCAAUUUCAUAUCCUCCCCUCCAUUUCCCUUAUCUAAACUCGAUAAUCCUCCCUAUAAGAUUAACAAUUCAGGUGUCCAAAUGCCCAUCAAUAAUAAAACUGUGCCUGCAAGUUCUCUUCAUUUUGGCAACAUCACCGCCUAUGAUGCCCAUAACUUGUAUGGAUUUUUGGAGGCCAGGGCAACGAAAGAGACGUUGAUCAAAAUAACGGGCAAACGGCCAUUUAUACUUUCUAGAUCAACAUUUGUUGGAUCUGGGAUUUAUACAGCACAUUGGACCGGAGACAAUGCUGCAACAUGGGAUGACUUGGCGUACUCCAUUCCAAGCAUCUUGAAUUCUGGGUUAUUCGGGAUUCCAAUGGUUGGUGCGGAUAUAUGUGGUUUUUCAAGAAACACUACUGAAGAACUAUGCCAGCGGUGGAUUCAGCUUGGUGCUUUUUAUCCGUUUUCAAGGGACCAUUCCGACAAGGAGAGCACAAGACAAGAGCUUUACCUUUGGGAUUCUGUAGCUGCAACAUCUCGAAAGGUCCUUGGCUUGCGCUACCAAAUGCUUCCUUACUUGUACACAUUAAUGUAUGAGGCACAUUCGAAGGGGACUCCCAUCGCACGACCUCUAUUCUUCUCAUUCCCUCAAGACACCAAGACCUACGAUAUUAGCACACAGUUUCUCCUUGGCAAAAGUGUAUUAGUGUCACCCGUUUUAGAGCCAAAAACAGUCUCGGUUGACGCUUACUUCCCAUCUGGCAACUGGUUCGACCUAUGGAACUAUUCUAAUUCGAUCAGUGUGGACUCCGGGACUUAUGUUAGGCUCGAUGCACCAGCUGAUCAUAUAAACGUUCAUAUCCGUGAAGGGAACAUAUUAGUUUUACAAAAAGAAGCUUUAACGACAAAGGCCGCUAGGGAGACGCCAUUUCRYUUGCUGGUUGUGGUUAGYCGCAGUGAGAAUAGCACCGGUGAGGUCUUUCUAGACGAUGGGGAGGAAAUCGAAUGUGGUGGGGAAGGUGGGAGGUGGACGUCCGUAAGAUUUUCCAGCCAAGUUGUGGGGAAAAAAGCAAUGUUAAGAUCGGAGGUUGUGAAUGGAGAUUAUGCGUUGAGUCGAAGGUGGAUUAUUGAAAAGGUGACGUUUAUUGGGUUGGAAAAUGUUUCAACCACGAAGGGUUUUCUGCUAUGUCGGAAUGCGAGAGCGGGAGUGUGUAGCGGAAGAGUAACGGUUGGUGGCGGUGGUGGGCGGUUUGGUAUGGCAGAGAUCUCGGGUUUGUCUUUGUUGAUAGGGGAAGAGUUCGAUUUAACGUUCAACCUUGACUAAUAAUUUCGUUUUUGCCACCUUCAACCCACUGUCAGAUCAGGAAUAUACUGAGUUUGUUGAUAUAAUGUUGUACUAUCUAUUUAAAAAACUCGUAUAUUAAUAAAAAUAAGAGUAAACGUUGGUUUGC
Messenger RNA from Cynara cardunculus var. scolymus (artichoke), 2916 nucleotides. RefSeq names its product alpha-glucosidase-like. Gene Ontology annotation, molecular function: carbohydrate binding; hydrolase activity, hydrolyzing O-glycosyl compounds. The coding region runs from base 96 to 2789 and encodes 897 amino acids. The transcript has 5 exons. NCBI's taxonomy places the organism in Eukaryota, Viridiplantae, Streptophyta, Magnoliopsida, Asterales, Asteraceae. Gene Ontology annotation, biological process: carbohydrate metabolic process. The record is from RefSeq and is a predicted model, not a curated record.